Penicillium bovifimosum is the source of this 423-nucleotide messenger RNA. Its product is annotated as GFA family protein. Gene Ontology annotation, molecular function: carbon-sulfur lyase activity. The transcript is spliced from 4 exons. The record is from RefSeq and is a predicted model, not a curated record. Lineage: Eukaryota; Fungi; Ascomycota; Eurotiomycetes; Eurotiales; Aspergillaceae. The coding region runs from base 1 to 423 and encodes 140 amino acids.
AUGCCCACUCACACAGGAUCCUGCUUCUGUCGAAACAUCGAAUACGAGUUGCGACUCGAUAAAGACGACGAUGCUCGCACAUCUGUCUGCCAUUGCCGUAAUUGCAAGAAAGCCUUCGGAACGAAUUACGGCCUGACAUCCAAAGUCCCAGUGAACGCAUUCCAUCUUACCAAAGGAACACCGAAGGAACAUGUCGCGGAUAAUGGAUCGGGAUCGGCGAUUCAUCGGGAAUUUUGUCAGAACUGCGGUAGCUUCAUUCUAGAAUACGGGGACGCUGUCAAGGAUCAAUUCCGCUACAUCUGUGUCGGGUCCUUAGAUGACCCCGAAGCAUUGCCUCCGAAGGGAGAGUUCUUCUGCAAGGAUCGGGCGAGCUGGAUGCCGGAAAUUCCCAAUGUCUUCCACAAGAAGGAAGUGAAGGAGUAA